This is a messenger RNA of Aspergillus fumigatus Af293, 879 nucleotides long. RefSeq names its product exosome non-catalytic core subunit RRP45. Lineage: Eukaryota; Fungi; Ascomycota; Eurotiomycetes; Eurotiales; Aspergillaceae. Gene Ontology annotation, cellular component: cytoplasmic exosome (RNase complex); nuclear exosome (RNase complex). The record is from RefSeq and is a predicted model, not a curated record. Gene Ontology annotation, biological process: U1 snRNA 3'-end processing; exonucleolytic trimming to generate mature 3'-end of 5.8S rRNA from tricistronic rRNA transcript (SSU-rRNA, 5.8S rRNA, LSU-rRNA); nuclear polyadenylation-dependent rRNA catabolic process.
AUGAACAAAGAAGCACCGCUCUCAAUUGCUGAGCGCGACUUCAUCCUCAAUGCUCUGCGUGAGGAUGUGAGAUUGGAUGGUCGCCACGCUGACCAGCUUCGUCCUCUGACCGUAACGUUCGGGGAAGAGUACGGGCACGUGAAAGUGCAGCUGGGCAAGACGGGUCUCAUUGUGCGCAUAUCCUCAGAAGUAACAAAACCUCGCGAUGACCGUCCCUUUGAUGGCAUCUUCACAAUUGCCCUAGAGCUUACGGCUAUGGGCUCACCAGCGUGGGACAAUGGACGACAAGGGGAUCUCGAAGCUUACGUCGCACACGUCCUUGACCGGCUUGUGCGCCACUCGAACGCUUUAGAUACCGAGUCAUUGUGCAUCCUCAAGGGAGUCAGUUGCUGGAGCAUCCGCGCUGACGUGCACGUCACCGAUUACGAUGGCAACCUCGUUGACGCUGCGUGUAUUGGAGUGAUGGCUGGACUGCAGCACUUCCGUCGUCCGGAUGCGGUUGUCAAGGACGGACAGGUGAUUGUCUACGGGCUUGACGAGCGGGUACCGGUUCCCUUGAAUAUUACGCACAAACCUCUUUCGGUUACCUUUCACACCUUUGAUGAAGGUAAACGGGUCAUCCUCGAUGCGACUCGGAAAGAAGAGCAAGCCUCCGAAGCGGACGUUGUCUUUGGCAUGAAUAAUGCCGGAGAUGUGUGUUUCGUUUCCAAGUUUUCCGGCUCCCCUGUGGAUGCAUUAGUAUUUGUAUCGAAGUCAUCGGUUGCUCUUGAGAAGGUCAAGGAGAUCAAUGCGAUUAUCGACAAAGCCCUGCAAGCCGAUUCUGCUAAAAGGUCAAAGAACGGAAUGGCGGAAGAAUCAAGGGCGGAGAAUGACCGGUGA